Messenger RNA from Nymphalis io (European peacock), 1880 nucleotides. Its product is annotated as WD repeat-containing protein 46. Gene Ontology annotation, biological process: maturation of SSU-rRNA from tricistronic rRNA transcript (SSU-rRNA, 5.8S rRNA, LSU-rRNA). Gene Ontology annotation, molecular function: protein binding. NCBI's taxonomy places the organism in Eukaryota, Metazoa, Arthropoda, Insecta, Lepidoptera, Nymphalidae. Gene Ontology annotation, cellular component: small-subunit processome; 90S preribosome; nucleolus. The record is from RefSeq and is a predicted model, not a curated record. The coding region runs from base 105 to 1826 and encodes 573 amino acids. The transcript has 11 exons.
UACAAUAUUGUCAUGCGGUGUUAUUGAGCAUGUGCGAUGUGCAUUUUGUAUGUUUUAUUUAGAGGUGUGAAUGAAUUGAGAAUUACGUAUUUAAAAUUAUAAAAAUGAAGGAAAAGAAAAUGGUUCGAUAUUUCAAUACUGAAGAUAAAAAAGAAGAAAUAACAAAAGAAACAAAUCAAGAUGUAAAAGUAUAUAAAAUUAAACCAGCUGCCAGGAUAUUAAAAAUCCAAAAAUAUAAGAACCAAAAACAUAUUCAAACCAAGAAAAACAUUAAAAAAGAAAAUAAAUUUACUGGUAAGGCACCCAUUGACCCUGAAAAGUUACAACAUCAUUCAAGAGGCGAGGGUUUUGAGGGUAAAGGUGUAAGACAUCCUUUGUAUGCUUUAAAAUUAAAAAAGAAAGAAAACAAACUCAAAUAUGCCCAGGAACAAGCUGCUAGAGCAGAUAUUUUACUAACAGAAGACCAGGGUUUCUUAGAAGUUGAUGAAGAUAAUAGAACUACAGGAAUUACUCAACAAGUAAUAGCAGACAAUAUUGAUAUAACUGCAGCUACAAAAUCCUUUGAACUAAACUUAGAUUUUGGACCCUAUCAAGCCAAGUACUCACGUAAUGGAAGACAUCUACUAUUAGGAAGCAAUAAAGGUCAUUUAACUGCUUUUGACUGGGUGACUAAAAAGCUACACUUUGAAAUCAAUGUUAUGGAAUCUAUACAUGAUGUGAGUUGGCUACAUGUUGAAACAAUGAUAGCAGCUGCGCAAAAAGAGUGGUUAUAUAUUUACGACAACACAGGAAUGGAGAUACAUUGUAUCAAAAGGAUGGACAAAAUAUUGAGAAUGGAAUUUUUACCUUACCAUUUCUUGCUUGCUGCUGUUAAUGAAUUUGGAUUCAUGACAUGGCUUGAUAUUUCAAUAGGAGAAAUUGUCGGUCACUACAACAACAAUAUGGGAAGGACACCAGUAAUGACACAAAAUCCUUACAAUGCUACUCUGUGUUUAGGAAAUUCAAAGGGAGUGGUCUCAUUAUGGUCUCCAAAUGUUAAAAAACCAUUAGCAAAAAUAUUAUGCCAUAAAACACCAUUGACAGCUAUUGCUGUAGAUAAUAAUGGCAUGUACAUGGCAACAUCGGGAGUAGAUAGAAGUAUGAAAAUAUGGGAUAUUAGAAACCUUGAUGGACCAAUACAGCAUUACAAAUUACGUAGUGCUCCUGUACAUUUAGAAUUUUCUCAAAAAGACAUGUUAGCUGUGGGUCUAGGAAAUGUGGUUGAGGUCUACAGUAAUUGCUGUUCACAAACUGCAGAAAAACCAUAUUUAAGACACAAAAUGGGAAAAACUAUUAAAAAUUUCAAAUUCUGCCCCUAUGAAGAUAUUUUAGGAAUUGGUACUAGCACUGGUUUUACGAGCAUUAUUGUUCCAGGCAGUGGUGAACCAAACUUCGAUGCACUGGAAAGCAAUCCAUUCCAAACUAAAAAACAACGGAAAGAGGCUGAGGUUAAGGCACUCCUUGAAAAGAUACCUACAGAGCUUAUUACUCUUAAUCCAUAUGAGGUUUUGGAAAUUGAUGUACCAUCAUUGAAAGAUAAAAUAGAAGCAAGAAAGAGCCUUUUGUAUUUAAAACCGAAAAAGGUUGAUUUGACACCGAGAAAAAAGAAAAAAGGCAAAACAAAUAUUGCAAGAAAGAAAAUUAUAAAGGAAGCAGCCAGGAAGGAAUACAUCAACCAAUCCAUCGAGGCUAAGAAAAUACUUAACAUGCCACAAAAAGACAUUGGACCAAAACAAUCAUUUGGAGUACUUGAUAGAUUUGUACCUCGACCAAAAGUUAAGAAAUAAAUGUCUUCAAUAGAAAAACUUUUUAUUUUUUAAUAAACUUUUAAACUGUAUAAA